AUGAGCCAAGGGGGCUCUAGACGUCCCUACUCGCGCGGGGGCCCGCGCUGGCACCCUCGCUACAAGGAAUACUGGGACUACGAACAGAACUACAGUGAUGGCAGCAGCGCCGGCAGCCCGAAGGAGGCGUGCGUCGCGCAGUCCCCGCCCCCCCCACCAGCACCCUGCCGCGCCGGCCAAGCGGCAGCAGCACCACCACCAUUCUCACCACGAUCAGCGGCGGCUCAGCGUCGAGGUGCGCGUGAGUCCCGGCGCGGCGGGCACGUCUGCCGAGUCCCCACAUUUGCACCAUGCUCCACAUCAUCACCACAAUAUGGACACUAA
Messenger RNA from Leptosia nina, 324 nucleotides. The record is from the annotation of a GenBank genome assembly. NCBI's taxonomy places the organism in Eukaryota, Metazoa, Arthropoda, Insecta, Lepidoptera, Pieridae.